Messenger RNA from Schistosoma spindalis, 1065 nucleotides. NCBI's taxonomy places the organism in Eukaryota, Metazoa, Platyhelminthes, Trematoda, Strigeidida, Schistosomatidae. The record is from the annotation of a GenBank genome assembly.
AUGUUCCUUUUUGUUAAAUACAUAAUUUUUACACUUUUUAUCGUUAUCAACUACAAUUUAACACAUGGUCGGAUAGGACAUUUCAAUCAAUUUAAACGAUUUGAUACUGGUCUUCUAUCAGAAGGCUUACCAAUGUGGCUAGAAAAACGUGAGAAAUUUGAAGCUCCCUAUAGCUAUGACAGUAUUUCAAGGGCACUGAAAGAUCGUAGUAAUGUGGAACUCGAUGAACUAAACCGAAUUAUCAGUUACAGCAACAUUAACCAUCCUUUCUUAGAAUAUUUUGAUAGUGAAUUAAAUCCAAGUGUUUAUUCUGAUGAUAUAAUAAAUCGUGAUAUGAGAGCUAAACCUGCUUUUGAAGCGAUAAGUGGUUUACAAAAUAAUGGAUUACGAUCUUAUAUGAAUUGGCAACCUGCAAUCAUUGGUUCAGUUUGUGCAGCAUUGGGUGUAUUGGUGAUAGCAGCAAUGGGUACAGCAUAUCAGAAGCGUAAACUAUGGAAGCAAGCCCGCUUGAGUCAAGAUGAAGAAUUUACAUUAGAGAAUUCAAAUUUACCAGACAAAAUGAUGUCACUUGGUUCAGAGGAUGAUCGUAAACUUGCACAAUCAGCACAAAUGUAUCACUAUCAACAUCAAAAGCAACAAAUGUUAGCUCUAGAAAAAGUUAAUGAUCAUACUAGAAUAAGUGAUGAGGAUGACAGUGAAGAUGAUGUGGAUGAGGGAGAUUUCACAGUUUAUGAAUGUCCAGGGCUUGCUAAUACUGGUGAAAUCGAAGUCGAAAAUCCUUUCUUCGAUAAUAAUAAUAAUAAUAAAGAAAAGAAUAAUAACGAUAAUAAUAAUGAUAAUGCUGGAGAGAAAGCGUUGAAUACAAGUGGCAGCUCAGGUGAAUUGAUUGGUUGCAGUGAUUUAGAUGAGCACAUUAGUGACUGUGUCAAUAACGGAUUUGCCGACGACUUUAGUAGUCUAACAACAAAUACCACCACCAACGGAGAAGUAACGUUGAUCACGACAACUACAACCAUUGUAUCAACACCAAUGCAAUCAGAGAAAUCACAGGCAGCUAGUAAAUAA